CAUGUUCAUCUUCUGAUUAUGAAAAAUCGACGUUUUCUUCUGUCAAUUCAGGUCCUCGUUUACCGUAACAGGAAAUAAACACUCUGCUUUUGGACUAUACUAGUUCAAUGCAUGAUUCACAUGCAUUCACCUUCGUUAUUCCUUUCUUUUCUUGGUAAUUUUUCAAACUUUCUUUUCACAGUAAAUAUUUCAAUUUUUUUCCCUUUACACGCUUCUGAAUCUAUAAUAACCUUAUGAUUUCUAUCUCAUGGGGGAUGAACCCUAAUUUCAAUUUAAUCCCCAAUUUUCUUUAAAUCUUGAUACCCCAAUUGUGUGUUAGUAUCAGAUUUCGAUAACAAAAUGGAUCACGACCCUAAAUCCAACACAACCCCUUUGUUAUCUUCGAAAAGAGCUACAAAGCUUCAAACUUUAGGGAAUAUUAUUGUCACUGUAGUUGGAACUGGUAUUUUGGGUUUACCCUUUGCUUUUCGGAUUGCUGGUUGGGUUGCUGGGUCUAUUGGUGUUGCUAUCGUUGGCAUUUCAACUUACUAUUGCAUGCUUUUACUUGUUUGGUGCAGAGAUAAGUUGGCAUUAGAAGAGCCGUUAGUGGAAUCAAGAUCAUAUGGAGACCUUGGUUACAGAUGCUUUGGAGCAUUGGGUCGGUUUGUUACUGAAUUAUUACUUGUGGUUGCACAAUGUGCAGGAUCUGUUGCGUAUUUGAUAUUUAUUGGGCAAAACCUUGAUUCUGUAUUCCAAAGAAAUGGACCACCAAUUACCUCCUACAUAUUUAUGCUUGUACCGGUUGAAAUUGGAUUGUCAUGGAUAGGGAGCUUAUCAGCUUUAGCACCAUUUAGCAUUUUUGCUGAUGUGUGCAAUGUCCUAGCUAUGGGAAUUGUAAUGAAAGAAGAUGUACGGCAGACCUUAGAUGAUGGAUUUCCAUUUAGUGAAAGAACGGCAAUCACAUCGAACAUUGGGGGGUUGCCAUUUGCAGCAGGCAUGGCCGUGUUUUGUUUUGAGGGGUUUGGAAUGACACUUGCCCUAGAGAAUUCUAUGCAGGAUAAAUCUAAAUUCCCAAAGUUGUUGGCUCAGACUUUUAGUGGGAUAACACUUGUAUAUAUUCUUUUUGGGUUAUGCGGUUACAUAGCUUUUGGCGAAGAAACCAGAGAUAUUGUGACCCUUAAUCUCCCUAGAACUUGGUCAUCUCUUGCUGUACAGGUAGGAUUAUGCCUGGGGCUUAUGUUCACAUUCCCAAUCAUGUUACACCCAAUUAAUGAAAUUAUAGAAGGAAAACUCAAAAGCAUCCGCAGAAACAACAAUAGUGAUUCAACAGGACUAGGCAAAAUUACAAUAUACAUCAGUCGCGCUAUUGUGGUGAUUGUGCUGGCUGUCGUAGCUUCGUUUGUGCCAGAAUUUGGUGUAUAUGCCUCAUUGGUGGGGAGUACCUUGUGUGCAAUGCUCUCGUUUGUUUUGCCAGCUACAUUUCAUCUAAAACUAUUUGGCUCUUCUCUAUGCAUCUGGCAAAAAGUCCUUGAUUAUAUUGUAUUAAUCACUGGAUUAUUUUUCGCUGUGUAUGGAACUUACAACAGUUUUGUUGGAGUUUGAUGCAUAUAUUGUAGAAGCAAAAAGUCCUUGAUUAUUUUCUCAAAAAAAAAAAGUCUUUGAUUAUUAGAUUUGUAUAAAUAACUGGAUUAUUUUCAGCUGUCUCUUUAACUCACAACAAAAUUGUUGGAGUUUGAUGCAUAUAUUGUAGAAAUACAUGUACUCUUGUUGAAGCUUUUAUAAAACUCAAAUGGUGAUUUUAUGCAGCA
This is a messenger RNA of Trifolium pratense (red clover), 1787 nucleotides long. Its product is annotated as amino acid transporter ANT1. The record is from RefSeq and is a predicted model, not a curated record. Bases 340 to 1581 code for a protein of 413 amino acids. The transcript has 3 exons. Gene Ontology annotation, cellular component: vacuolar membrane. Gene Ontology annotation, biological process: amino acid transmembrane transport. Gene Ontology annotation, molecular function: amino acid transmembrane transporter activity. Lineage: Eukaryota; Viridiplantae; Streptophyta; Magnoliopsida; Fabales; Fabaceae.